This is a messenger RNA of Fusarium subglutinans, 2421 nucleotides long. RefSeq lists its product as uncharacterized. The transcript has 9 exons. Gene Ontology annotation, molecular function: ATP binding; ATP-dependent chromatin remodeler activity. Bases 1 to 2421 code for a protein of 806 amino acids. NCBI's taxonomy places the organism in Eukaryota, Fungi, Ascomycota, Sordariomycetes, Hypocreales, Nectriaceae. The record is from RefSeq and is a predicted model, not a curated record.
AUGACGCGACCUCUAAAGAGACGAAGAGAUUCCAAAAAUGACGCCGAAAACAGCAUCUUGUACAGAGAUGCCCAAAGACAGGCUGUUUGCUUCGAUGAAACAAUUUCCCCCCCUUCUUUUGACUCUGGCAUGGACGUAGAUUUACCAAGUGACCCAGGUGGUAUUGGAGGUGACAUAUCAGCUGUAGAGGAUUCCGGAGAGGAAAGGAUAUGCUACGGAGCGAUCUGCGGAGCCCAGGUUCUGCUGAAUUCUCACACUCAGAUGCCUAAUGAGACACAGCCAUGGGCUAGGUAUUGCCUAUCCAAGAUCGAACCUGAUGGAAGAAAUUACUACUUAGUUGGUGACGGGGAACCCGAUCCCAAGAAGAGAUCGGUUCUGGACUGUGAUACAGCAGCGAUUAUGACGAUUGUAGCUAACAGAUCUGGAGACACAUCCUUCGCAGCGGUCCUUGGGGUCGAUGUAUUUCGCGGCAAGCGGAAGAGGUCUGGAAAGGGCAUACCUAUCGACAUCUCAGUCAACGUCUACGGUCCUAGGAACACGAUUGACGAAGUUGAUGACGCCUUAUCCGAUAUUGGCACUUAUCGCACUUAUCUACAGCAUCCCGUAUUUCUGGAACCGGGCAUCCCAUACAUUAAUCCGCAGUUCUUCUACCCAAGUUCUCAGAAGACCGACCUUAGACACCUGGUUGGAUCAAGCGCUCAGAACAGCGAUGCUAAAUCCAAGAUUUCUCAGGAAGUCGAGGUGGUUAUGGGUUCCCUAGACGGUCAGGGCGAAGACAUGACAGUAAUCGGCAGUGGAGCUGAUAAUUUGCCACAAAUUCUGAACCAGUGCCUGGUAAACACGAAAUUGAAAGAGCAUCAGCUGAAAGGGGUUGAGUUCAUUCUUGGCCGCGAGGACGAGGCGGUAGCCACACAAACGCAUAGGCACAUGCUUAUGUCGAUCCAUCAUAGCUUGCUAUCUCUCGCAGAAAAACCAGGCGGUGGCGGGAUACUUGCAGACGUCAUGGGCCUCGGCAAGACACUGACCAUGUUGAGUGCGAUUCUUUGCUCGAAGCGAAUGGGCGAGUCGUUCACUAGCGAUAACAUGAGCAACAAUUACCCUCCGCAACACUCAUCGGUGAAUAUGACUCUUGUUGUGCUACCAUCUAGACAGGUCCUGGAUGUUUGGAAAAAUGAAAUUGACAGCCGAUUCCAACCCCAAACCUUUCGAACGGCCACUUUCCACGGAGAUGCGCGACCGAAAAAGCGAGAACUUCUUCUCCGUCAUGAUAUCGUCCUCACAACGUCACUGCUGAAGUUCCUGCGUUUCGAGCCCUUUUGCCAAAGCAACCUGUUUGAACAGCACAUAGUCAAGCCUUUCAGGCAAGAACAGCAGGAUCCACCGAGCGGACUUGACGGGGCUCGAAACCUGAAAAUCAUGCUCAAAGCGUGUUGCCUACGAAGAACACAAGCAAAGCUGGAUCUUCCGCCCAGCACUAUAGAGAGGGUCGAUGUAGCGCCCACCGAGACUGAGAAGUCCAUGUUUACGAGCAUUCUCGACCAAUGCAAGGAAGAUUUUGACAAGAUGGCCGGCAAAGAAGGGAACUCGAAAAAGUCCAAUGUACUGUUUUCAGCAAUUAUGAAACUCAGGAGGGUUUGCAACCAUGGACCUAUUCCUAGCAGUGCUUGUGGCUCAAAACGCACAAAUCAGUUGGCUGUGCCCAAAGCAAAACGGAAGGCCUCAAGAUCGCCGAGUGCAGAGCCCGCUUGCGAGUUUUGUGACGAAGAGACUGGAAAUCUUGAUCUUCUUGGCGGUCUUGAUAGCUGCCCCAUUUGCGGUCGGCUGGAGUCUGAGAUGAAUGACGAAGCCUCUUCCCUGGCACCCUCACCUCGGCCGGCACCAUCUCCGACACCAUCUAUGAUGGAUAUCGAUACACCGGAAUCUUCUACCGGGGAGUUUCACAGACAAUCGGGCCAUGAGCUGAAACAGAAGUCUUCAAAGAUGUCAGCUGUCGUGGACAACAUCAAGAAAUCAUGCAUGGACGCGUGCUCUAAGAGUGUUGUGUUCUCGAGCUGGAGAGAUACUCUUGAUAUACUUGCAGCGAUAUUGGGAGCAGAAGGAAUUGCUUUUGUUCAGGUUGAUGGACGUAACCCGCUGGUCGGCCGAACGGAGCUAAUCUCCAAGUUCUGCCAGGACCCAAUGAUUCGAGUUCUUCUCAUAUCCAUCAACACUGGCGCAGUUGGCCUGACUCUCACACAAGCAAAUAUGGUCCACAUCGUUGAACCGCAAUGGAACCCAGCCAUCGAAGAACAAGCAAUCGCAAGAGUUGUCCGGAUGGGCCAGACGCGGCCAGUCAAUAUCUUCAAGUACAUAACGGCUGGGUCUAUCGAGAACGUAAGUCUUCCCAAUUUCGCUAUGAUGACGGAGACUAACGUCCUAUAG